Molecule: messenger RNA, 2175 nt
Organism: Cygnus olor (mute swan)
Lineage: Eukaryota; Metazoa; Chordata; Aves; Anseriformes; Anatidae
Gene: INSM1
Product: INSM transcriptional repressor 1
Exons: 1
Coding region: 53-1420 (455 amino acids)
Biological process (GO): regulation of cell cycle process; negative regulation of transcription by RNA polymerase II; neuron differentiation
Cellular component (GO): transcription repressor complex; nucleus
Molecular function (GO): RNA polymerase II cis-regulatory region sequence-specific DNA binding; DNA-binding transcription repressor activity, RNA polymerase II-specific
Source: RefSeq, a predicted model, not a curated record
GCGAGCGCCGCUGCCGCCGGGCGCGGAGGCGGCCUCCCGCGGCGGCGCGAAGAUGCCCCGCGGCUUCCUGGUGAAGCGCAGCCGGCGGCCCACGCCCGUCUCGUACCGGGUGCGCGCCUGCCGCGAGGCCGCCCCACUCCCCGCCGGCGGUGGCGCCCCGCCGCCCACCUGCCCCGCUGCGCCGCCGCUGCCCGCUCCGGCUCCGCGGGAAUCGCCGCCGCCGGUGCCCUUCGGGACGCCCGAUGCCGCCGUGCAGGCGCUGUACAGCCCGACGCGGCCCGUCAGCAGGGACAAGUACCUGGAGCGCAGCUUCAGCCUGGGCUCGCCCGUCUCGGCGGAGUCGUUCCCCGCGCCGGCCGUGCCCAGCACCAUGGACCCGCUGCUCUUCGCCCCCGCCGAGCUCAAGCUCUGGGCCGCCGCCGCCGGCCACGCCGAGCCGCCCGCCGCUAACAACGGCCCCGGCGCAGCCCCCGCCGCCCCCGGCCCCGCGCCGCCCGCCCCGGCCGGGGCCCCCCCCGCUGCCGCCGCCUCCGGCCGCCCCCAGCCCGGCAAGCGGCCGCCGGGAGCGGCGGAGCCCGGCAGGCAGAAGGCGCCGUCGGGCAAGAAGGCGAAGGCGAUCCGCAAGCUGACCUUCGAGGACGAGGUGACCACGUCGCCCGUGCUGGGGCUGCGCAUCAAGGAGGGCCCGGUGGAGGCGCCGGCCAAGGCGCGGGGUGGCUGCGCCCGGCCGCUGGGCGAGUUCAUCUGCCAGCUCUGCAAGGAGGAGUACGGGGACCCCUUCGCGCUGGCGCAGCACCGCUGCUCGCGCAUCGUCCGCGUGGAGUACCGCUGCCCCGAGUGCGACAAGGUCUUCUCCUGCCCCGCAAACCUCGCCUCCCACCGCCGCUGGCACAAGCCGCGCCCGCCCGCCGCCGCCAAGGGCGGCCCCGAGCCGGGCCGGGCACCGGCGGAGGAGCCGCCGAAGGAGGCGGGCGGCAGCGGCAGCGAGCGGGACACGCCAAGCCCCGGUGGCGGCUCGGAGGCGGGCUCCGAGGAGGGGCUCUUCGAGUGCCCGCGUUGCGCGAAGCGGUUCCGCCGGCAGGCCUACCUGCGCAAGCACCUGCUGGGCCACCCGGCACCGGCCCCGGGAGCGGGAGCGGCCCCGGUCCCCGGUCCGGCCCUCGAGCCCGCCGCCGAGGUGCCGCCCGCGCCGCCGCCCGCCGAGUGCCGCCUGUGCCCCGUGUGCGGGGAGACCUUCCCCAGCAAGAGCAGCCAGGAGCGACACCUGCGCCUCCUGCACGCCGCCCAGGUCUUCCCCUGCAAGUACUGCCCGGCCACCUUCUACAGCUCGCCCGGCCUCACCCGGCACAUCAACAAGUGCCACCCGUCGGAGAACAGGCAGGUCAUCCUGCUCCAGGUGCCGCUGCGCCCCGCCUGCUAGAGCCGCCCGUGCCUUCCCGGCCCGCCGAGCGCCUCCCGCGGGCUGCGCACCGGACUCGCCGCACCGUUAGCUUUAAUAUGGCUUGUGAACUGCUGGAAUCUGGCUUUACAGUUACCUUUUCGGGUUCUCUUUCUCUCUCUCUCUCUCUCUUUUUCCUUUUUUUUUUUUCGUUUUUCUUUUUUUCGUUUAUUUUCGGUUUUUAUAAAUGUGAACAGAUCAAAGCGCUUGAGGAGAAAUGAGAAUUUCCUUUAGUGUAGCCACAAAUGCCUUGACUCUGCUGUUGAUGGUCUCCAGAAAAUGCUGUAGAAACUGCCUUAACUGUGACAUGCCAACUUUCCGUUUUUGUUUGUUUUGCCCUUACUAAGGUAGCUCAUGAGUUGACUAUUUGUAUAUGUUGGUUUGCGUAAUUAUGUUAUUUAUUUGUUAUUUAUUUAUAUUAAUUAUGAAGAUUGAUAUUAUUUGAUCGCAGAUGUUCUAAUGCGCUUUUUUUUUGUCUCCCCCUCCCGCCAUUUCACUGUGCAUUUCAGAAGAUUUUUUUUCUAAAGGGAUCUGCUAAAAGGUUUUAACUUUUAUACCUAGAAUAACACACGGUCUGAACCAUUUUAUCCUGUGCAACCAACAGCUCUUACUUUUAGAUGCAAUCUCUUUUUCUACACACAUUAUUUUCUUAACUGUUAGCUAUUUAUAGAGUGCUUCGAUAGAACUGUUUCAACUGUAUAAUUAUUUACUAUUCAAAUAAAAUAUUUUCAAAUUCA